AUGAAUAACACCAAGGUUAUCAAAAAUUCUGAACCAUACCUGGAAAACAAAGCCAAAAGAGUUUCCUUGAGAAAGAAAAUCAAGUCGACUAGAUAUGCUGGGGAGGAAUAUAACUGGAAUGAAUCAGAAUUCAACCCCUUUAUAGGUGACAUAAAGCAGAUCAAAAUCGAGGACGAGAAAUUCACCUGGGAUUUUUUCUACAGCAAGGACAAAGACUCGGACUAUCCCUUUUCUGGAUUCGAUACUGUGGAAACUGUCAAGAUAAUUAUUUUGGCCCUGAGUAAGCUGAGGAGAAAGAGAAAGAAUGGGUACUCCCUUCCGUUCGAGAAGAUUUUAGAAAUCGGCCACGGCAAGUUCCCUCUGAUCUGGGACCUUAAAACCUACUUUACUGAUUUUUUUUACUUCGGAGUCGAGUUCAGCACUAUAGCGUUUGAAGAGGCUGUUAAACACAGGUUCAACAACACCUAUACCGUUGAACAGGCCUUCGAGUCAAAUGUUGAAUUUCUUUCUACAAAGUCGCUCCAUUACUUCAACACGGAUGGGUCCAACAACUUAGAUAUUCUUUUCCCCAAGGGAGUCCAUCAUUCAAAACUAGAGGAAAACGUCAUAACACUUGCUCUUGGCAAGUGCUUCCUCGACUAUCUUAGUUGCAGGUUAACACUCAGCUCAAGUUUGUCAAACUGGAGUCAGGAUCCCAGAAUUCCACAGGGCGUCGUGGAUAUGUUUGACUCGAUCAGCAGGGCAAUGAAGAGUUUAAGCGACCAGCAUAAGGAGCCUUCGCUACUCAUCCUUAUUGAACCCGAUGACAGCGUCAAGUUCCGGGACCACAUCUGCAUAAUUGCCAAAGUAAUUUACACUUCAACCUUCGUGGAAGAUUCCCCUUCAAAGUACUUUAAGUUGGUUUAUGUACAAAGGAACAAGAGCACUAAGGCCAUUUGCUAUGGCCUGGAAAAAUCUGAUUCGGUAUACAAAACGUACGAUGAGCUGAGGUACGACAUUUGCAAAAUCGCCAAAAAUUCCUACACAACUAGAGAAUCGACUGACGAAGACUGGCUUCUUCCGUACUACGUGCCGUCAAAAUGGUUAAGCAGCGACACAAAGGAUUUUGAUAAUCUAACAUUAUUAUAA
Theileria orientalis strain Shintoku is the source of this 1128-nucleotide messenger RNA. RefSeq lists its product as hypothetical. The transcript is spliced from 4 exons. The record is from RefSeq and is a predicted model, not a curated record. NCBI's taxonomy places the organism in Eukaryota, Apicomplexa, Aconoidasida, Piroplasmida, Theileriidae. The coding region runs from base 1 to 1128 and encodes 375 amino acids.